CCUCCGCUCUUUCUCCGCCUUCUAGGACGCUGGUGGAGGGGACUGCCUCUGGGUCACUUCCAGAGGUCUCUGGGAGUGGUCGUCGACUUGGGCCGUGGCCAGCUUGCUCUGGCUGUGUGUCUUAGGGAAGGAGGGACCGACUUCUGAGCCCCGCCCCCUCCCCUAUGCCUGUCACGCACCCAGUACAGGGGAGGGUCGCGUCUGGCAGGCGCACGGUGGUGUGGAUGGCUGGAAUAAAAGUCCCCUCCUCCCUGGCUGGCUGGAGAGAAGGGUUACUGCUAUUCGCGGGACUCGUGGUUCUCAGCUGAUGCGGACAGGGGCAGCCACUGGCCGCCUAAUAGGCACUGGCUGGGGACUUCUCCUACUUGUCCCUGAGCACCCCGAGGUGCAGGGUCAAAGGAGGGCGGAGUCCCAGGCUUGCACGCCGCAGCCACCAGCACCCGCACCGGCUCUAAACCCGGCUCCCUUGAAGCCUGCGCAUUAGCGCCCGAGCCUCUUUAAAGCGCUGGCGGGGGCUGCGGUCACGUGAGGCGAAUUCCUGGAAAGUUCCUGGAAAGCGGCCUCCGCAGCGGCCGGGCGGGGCGCUAGGGGCGGGAGGCGGGGAGCAAAGGAGGCGCGUCGGGCUGGGAAGUCGCGCGCACACUCUGCUCCGGGGACAGACGUUUAACUCUUGCCAAGUCUCGCCGCCUCUGCGGCUCGCGGGCCUUGGGCUCCUCUUGAAGCAUGAGCCUUUCCUCCCGCAGCCGCCGACGCUGCGCGGGUCGCGGACAGUGCGCGCUGGGGCCCCAGGCGCGUGGCCUCAAGAUCCCUUGCGCUCCGAGCCCGGAAGCUUGCGGCAGGCGAUCUGUGGGUGACCGUGUUUGCGAGAGACUUUGCCACACCAUUCUGCCGGAAUUUGGAGAGAACGAUCCAGCUGCUUCCAAUCCCUUCCCCCUCCGCCACCAUUUCGGACACCCCGUACAGACUCGUUUUGGGGUACCCUGUGACUUCCAGGAAGGACUCGAAGUCCUCUGGCCCCAGCUCGGGCGACCACCUGCCUCAGACGUGUUGACUCGUCUCCCAUGACCCUGCGGUGCCUGGAGACCUCCGGGAAUGGCGCGGACAGGACGCGGAGCCAGUGGGGGACCGGGGGAUCGGCCGAGGAGCAGUCCCCAGAGGCGGCGCGGCUGGCCAAGGCCCUGCGCGAGCUCAGUCAAACAGGCUGGUACUGGGGAAACAUGACUGUUAACGAAGCCAAAGAGAAGUUAAAAGAGGCGCCAGAAGGGACUUUUUUGAUUAGAGACAGCUCACACUCGGACUACCUACUAACUAUAUCUGUAAAGACGUCAGCCGGACCGACUAACCUGCGGAUUGAGUACCAGGAUGGGAAAUUCAGGUUGGAUUCUAUCAUAUGCGUCAAGUCCAAGCUAAAGCAGUUUGACAGUGUGGUCCACCUGAUUGACUACUAUGUUCAGAUGUGCAAGGAUAAACGGACAGGCCCGGAAGCCCCUCGGAAUGGGACUGUUCACCUGUACCUGACCAAACCCCUGUACAUGUCAGCACCGACUCUGCAGCACUUCUGCCGGCUCACCAUUAACAAAUGUACCGGAACCAUCUGGGGACUGCCUUUACCAACGAGACUAAAAGAUUACUUGGAAGAAUAUAAAUUCCAGGUAUAAGUAUUUCUCUCUCUCUCUCUCUCUCUCUCUCUCUCUCUCUCUCUCUCUCUCUUUUGAGACAGGGUCUCUCUGUG
Messenger RNA from Acomys russatus (golden spiny mouse), 1732 nucleotides. RefSeq names its product suppressor of cytokine signaling 2 (gene Socs2). Gene Ontology annotation, cellular component: phosphatidylinositol 3-kinase complex. Gene Ontology annotation, biological process: intracellular signal transduction; phosphatidylinositol phosphate biosynthetic process. Gene Ontology annotation, molecular function: 1-phosphatidylinositol-3-kinase regulator activity. The record is from RefSeq and is a predicted model, not a curated record. NCBI's taxonomy places the organism in Eukaryota, Metazoa, Chordata, Mammalia, Rodentia, Muridae. The coding region runs from base 1062 to 1658 and encodes 198 amino acids. The transcript has 3 exons.